AUGAACCAUAUCCAUUUCUAUGGUCUACCAAAGAACUACGAGGAUUUCAAAGAACUCCACAAUCCACUCGCCGAGACCAUACAGGAAGAAGAUUCGAGUUCCGAUGUAUCGAGCAACUUCUCGGAUCUUUGUGAUGUGGCUAAUUUGGAGGAUCUCGAAGACAUGCUUUACACAAGAUAUGUGACAAUUCAAGCACCCGCAGGGUUCAAAGGGCGUCUUCACCAACCGGAGCCAGUAGAGCCAAAACAACUUCCAUUACCAAUAGAAAAUAUUCCUUCGACGUCUUCAAAUCCCUCCCCACAAGUCGCAAUCUGCACUGUUGAGACAGGAAAACAGAUUUUGGAUAAUGUGUUAUCAAGAUCGAAUAUGAUAAUGAUGCAGCAGAUUCUGAUGAAAAAGAAGGAUGUUGAUGAGAAGAUGAGGAAAUUGGAGAAAAGAAAGGAGGAAGAGGAGAAAGAGCAAAAGAAUCCGAGUGUUGGAGAGCCGAUUGCUAAGAGAUUAAGACUGGUCAAAGUCAAAAAUUCAACGAAUUUUUUAAAAAUGUGA
Caenorhabditis briggsae is the source of this 546-nucleotide messenger RNA. The record is from RefSeq and is a predicted model, not a curated record. Bases 1 to 546 code for a protein of 181 amino acids. NCBI's taxonomy places the organism in Eukaryota, Metazoa, Nematoda, Chromadorea, Rhabditida, Rhabditidae. The transcript is spliced from 4 exons.